This is a messenger RNA of Drosophila mauritiana, 569 nucleotides long. RefSeq lists its product as uncharacterized. The record is from RefSeq and is a predicted model, not a curated record. The transcript has a single exon. The coding region runs from base 85 to 417 and encodes 110 amino acids. Lineage: Eukaryota; Metazoa; Arthropoda; Insecta; Diptera; Drosophilidae.
CAACCUCCAGAUCGAUAAAUUUGUACUCCGUAAAAUCUAUAUUCUAUCUAUAUUUUCCAUUUCGAGCAACGGCAUCCGGAGGCCAUGAGUCUGGACUACACGAACUUGAUGCUGAAGUGCCUGGCGAACUUCUACCACUCCAUCUACUUCUAUGUGUCACUCUUUUCGCUGUCCUACUGCGUUGUACUGUGGCAGGUGCGGCACAGGAUCUACCAGAUGGACUUGUCCUGGGAGAGAAUCUCAUUGGUGUAUAGCUGCGCCGCGGCAAUGAUUCUGAUACUCACCCUGGUAGUCUACUACUCCUGGAUGGCCAUGGUCAUGAUUUGGCGGCAGAAUUGCGUUUAUUAUCGCGCCUCGAAACGCACGAGAUUCCUGUUCAACCUGUACAGAAGGCAGCUGGUGGGGGAGUUGAAGUAGUGAUCUGAUUAAUCCUCGAAUUGCUUGCUAUAAAUUAAUCAGUAUGGCACUAAAUGGGCGAUGGCAAUAUGCAAAUCGUUUAAUCAAAAUGUAAAUGCAAAUGGCGCAAAAAUUAAAAUGUUCUCUCGUCAGAAGUCGCGCAAACAGACAUU